UUUAUGGAUAUUGAAGAAGGAAACUCAAAUCUCCACAUUGCAGAGGAAAAAGUUAGGAGUAGCAGAUGGAGGGAUAUUAUUCUUGCUUACAAGACUCUUGGAGUUGUGUUUGGUGGUUUAGUGACCUCACCUCUCUAUGUUUACCCCUCAAUGAACUUGAAGGCACCAAAUGAAGAGGACUAUUUAGGAAUUUAUAGCAUCAUAUUUUGGACUCUGACACUAAUUGGAGUUCUCAAAUAUGUCUGCAUUGCUCUUAAUGCCGAUGAUCAUGGAGAGGGUGGAACUUUUGCCCUAUAUUCUCUGCUUUGCAGGCAUGUAAAUAUUAGCAUUCUUCCGUCAAGAAACUCUGGGUUGAAAAAACAUUCACAUGCUAACCAUUCUCUGAGCACUGAGAAACCAAGUAGACUGGGGAAGUUCAUUGAGCAAAGCAUCACUGCUCGGAGGUUACUCCUCUUUAUUGCGAUGCUAGGGAUGUGCAUGCUCAUUGGUGAUGGCAUUCUCACUCCCGCAAUUUCAGUGUUAUCAGCAAUGGAUGGACUGAGAGGACCAUUCCCGUCAGUUGGUAAAUCUGUAGUCGAAGCUCUAUCAGCUGCUGUUCUGAUUUCUUUGUUCCUGCUUCAAAAGUUUGGUACUUCACGUGUGAGCUUUCUCUUUUCACCGAUCAUGGUUUCUUGGACUCUCGCAACUCCAAUGAUAGGAGUGUAUAGUUUCUUGCAGUACUAUCCAGGAAUAUUUAGGGCCUUGUCGCCGUAUUAUAUUAUCAAGUUCUUUUUGAGGAAUGGACGGGAAGGCUGGAAGCUUCUUGGUGGAACAGUUCUAUGCAUUACAGGAGCUGAAGCAAUGUUUGCUGAUCUUGGUCAUUUCAACAAGAGGUCAAUUCAGAUGGCAUUUCUUUUCACAAUAUAUCCUUCAUUGGUCCUUACUUACGCAGGGCAAACAGCAUAUCUGAUUAGACACCUUGAUGACUUUGCCGAUGGGUUCUAUAAAUUUGUACCGACUCCUGUUUAUUGGCCUAUGUUUAUCAUUGCAACUACGGCAGCAAUUGUGGCGAGUCAAUCUCUAAUAUCUGCGACAUUCUCGGUGAUUAAACAAUCGGUGGUUCUUGAUUAUUUUCCACGGGUGAAAGUAGUGCAUACAUCUCAACAUAAAGAAGGGGAAGUUUACUCCCCAGAAACAAACUUCAUUCUCAUGGUUUUGUGUGUUUCAGUGAUACUUGCCUUUGGCGAUGGAAAAGAUAUUGGAAAUGCCUUUGGUGUUGUAGUUAUACUUGUAAUGCUCAUCACAACAAUUCUAAUAACUCUAGUAAUGAUCAUCAUCUGGAGAACUCCACCCAUACUUGUUGCACUCUAUUUCAUUUCCUUCUUCAUUCUUGAAGGAUUUUACGUCAGCGCUGUCCUCACUAAGAUCCUUGAAGGAGGAUGGCUUCCUUUUGCCAUUUCGAUCAUCCUUGCAUUCAUAAUGUUUGGUUGGUACUAUGGAAGACAAAGAAAAAUUGAAUAUGAAAUGACCAACAAAAUCACACUUGAAUGCCUCGGUAAUCUACUAUCAAGAUCAGAAGUCCAAAGAGUCCCAGGACUUUGUUUCUUCUACAGCAACAUUCAAGAUGGCCUAACCCCGAUACUUGGGCAUUAUGUUAACAAUAUGCGUUCAUUACACAAAGUAACAAUUUUUACAACUCUUCAGUAUUUAUUGGUUGCCAAGGUUCCUCCUCAUCAGAGGAUCAUCAUAAGGAAGCUCGGUCUUGUUGGUGUUUAUGGUUGCAUAAUUCAGUAUGGAUAUGCUGAUUCUCUUAAUCCUGAGGGAGAUGAUUUCGUAAGCCAAGUUACAGAGAAUUUACGAGCACAUAUAGAGAAUAACUCUGAAGGAUUUUCAGUUGAUUGUGUUGAAGAGGAGAUUAAGAUGUUGGACGAAGCCGAGAGUGUUGGAGCUGUUCAUGUUAGGGGGAAGACAAGGUUUCACAUAGGAAGGGAGAAUGGCUGGUUCGAUAAGAUUUUGUUAGGGUUUUAUGAAUUCUUACAUAGUAAUUGUAGGUCUGCGCUUCCCACUAUGGGAAUUCCUCUUCAGCAGAGGAUGGAGAUUGGAAUGCUUUACGAGGCAUAAAUAUCUUUCA
Molecule: messenger RNA, 2110 nt
Organism: Asparagus officinalis (garden asparagus)
Lineage: Eukaryota; Viridiplantae; Streptophyta; Magnoliopsida; Asparagales; Asparagaceae
Product: probable potassium transporter 17
Exons: 8
Coding region: 4-2100 (698 amino acids)
Biological process (GO): potassium ion transmembrane transport
Cellular component (GO): membrane
Molecular function (GO): potassium ion transmembrane transporter activity
Source: RefSeq, a predicted model, not a curated record